Molecule: messenger RNA, 3908 nt
Organism: Ictalurus punctatus (channel catfish)
Lineage: Eukaryota; Metazoa; Chordata; Actinopteri; Siluriformes; Ictaluridae
Product: interleukin-17 receptor B
Exons: 13
Coding region: 1425-3083 (552 amino acids)
Molecular function (GO): interleukin-17 receptor activity
Source: RefSeq, a predicted model, not a curated record
CCUGCAGAGAUGUUACGUAUGAGAUUUGUAAUGUAAAUCACACUGGAUUUUACUUACUAUUGUUAUAAAACUUAAAGGCAGUCAUUUUUCCUGGUUUAAAAGACUGCAUUCUACUGCAGACAAUCUAAAUGGAGAAACGUAAUUUUAAAAAUGAUUGUCAACUUAACAACUUUUGUUCAUAAUUAUGGUAAUUUAGUACAUAACACUUAAAUUCCUUUUAAAUAAUGUGAAAAUAAAGUGUGUUUGUGUGUGUCAUAUUUUUGUUUGGAUGUCUGUGUGUAAUACACAUGGCCAUUCCAUGUAUAGUAACAUUUGUGUCAGGAAUGGAUGGGAUCCCGAUUUAACAUAACUAGUAACGUUUGUGUCAGGAAUAGAUGGGAACCCGAUUUAACAUAACUAUAUAUAUUUUUAUGACCUACCUCAGAGUGUUAGAAAGAACAUGUGUGCAACGUGUGUGGGUGUCUGGAAUACAUAUGGCCGUACCAGGUAUGGUAACGUUUGUGUCAGGAAUGUAUGUGAUCCAGAUUUAACAUAACUAUAUAUAUUUUUAUGACCUACCUCAGAGUGUUUCAUAGUCUAUGUGAAAAGAAAGAACAUGUGUGCAACGUGUGUGGGUGUCUGGAAUACAUAUGGCUGUACCAUGUACGGUAACGUUUGUGUCAGGAAUGUAUGUGAGCCCGAUUUAACAUAACUAUAAAUAUUUUUAUGAUCAUGACCUUUGAUCUAGAUAUAGAGAGUGAGAAUAUGUAUCUUUUUGACCUUUGACCUAUACCUGUCAAAACUAAGGUUACAUUAUAUACAAACUAUUUCUCUCUUGCAGUACAUGCCUGGAAAAGCAUCACAAAAGAAGAAUGCAACAGUUUGGUGAUAUCACUGGGUCAUUGGCUUGAUGCAGUUAUUGCAAGCAAGGGAUAUGCAACCAAAUAUUAAGUGUUAUUUACUUUCUUUCUUUUUUUUUUUUUUUUAAAGAAUAUCUGUUGGAAUACUUUUGCUCAUAUUAAAAUUGGGUAGUCAGCCACCACAAAUGCCAUGUUGUAAAUUGUUUAACACAUCUAGAUUUAAAUAUCAGGAAAUGAAAACUGAAAUUCUGAUUUAUUGUCUCAUGCAUCUUUUGAUUUUACACCCAAAUGUCUUCAUUGUAUAGCAAAAACAAAAGCAUUGACCUUGUUGUUACAAUACUUUCACAGAAGUCUGUAUAUUAAUAGAUUAUGUUAUAUAAGCAUUUUAUCUGGAUUUAAAUAGCAUAUUUUAAACAAUAUACAGUGUCUGAGUUAGAGGGGACUAUUUUAGUGGGCAUGACCAAGCACAAAAGAGGUGGAGCAAAAGACAAAAAAAUAAAUAAAUAAAUUAAAAAAAACCGGAAAAAAACUCAGUUUAUCUAGCUGCUAGGUACAGAUCUCUGAAGUAGUGUCAGAAAUCUUUUCAUGUGGCUCUUUGUAGACUCUCACAUUCCUGCAAUGGAGCUGUUAGUCAGCAUCAGAAGUGUAUUUUGCCUCUGUCUGCUUCAUCUGGCAGCUGCUGACACCAGUGCUCUUAAUAUAGUUGUAACAUGUACCAAAACAAAUGAUUUAAACCCUGAUGAAUGUUGGACACCAUGCAAACCCAAUCCUUCUCCACUACAUGAUCUUAAAGUUCAACUUACUUCUCUGAAUGGGGCUCCAGCAUCUCUUGCUCUCAACAUAACAUGGUCUAUAUACAUUGACGGAAGUAUUCAAAGUAUUACUGGCACAUGGAUAAAAGUGAACACGGUGAGAUACAGAUGUGGAUAUCAACCUCCAUUUACUUCAAAACAGGUCCACACUGGUGAUUUAAAGCAGCUUUGGUUCAAUUUCACAGCCACAGAUGUCAAUAUUGAACCCAGCCACUCUUACCAAGUAGAUGUCUAUAAUCUUCCUCCAGCACUGCCUGACAUGCAAUCCAGAUAUUCAAAGCAGGCAAAGAUACAAGCACCUGAAUGUGAUGAUGAACGGAUGAAGGAUCAUUCAACAUGUUUAAACACGGCCCUUCCUACGCCAACCGAUGGAAGCAUGCAAUUGUAUGAGCACUGGAACAUUGCUGCAGUCCAGAUGAAGGAUGAAAUACAAGUCAAAUUUGAUUCUCACAUGAAAUCAGAGAUGUACGAGAUCAGACUGCGAAGAAAAACGCAUAUUCUAAGCUUUGCUAAGGUGACAGUGAAUGGAGAAAUUCAAACACUUAAAGCAAACCUGAACUAUUCGGGGCCAUGUGACAAUCUUACAAUAUGGAUAACACCAUUUUUUGAGCAUUGUGGAUUUACAUGCAAAUCGGUUUACCACAACGUAACCUGUCAAGCUGCACCAAGAGAAGGACCAAAGGAAUGGGAACCUUCUGUCCUGCUGAUCAGCAUUGUGUGUGCAGUAGCCAUUAUUUUGUUAUUUAUCUGCCAUUUCUGGAGACUGCGGAUGAGGUCUGGCUAUUUCAAGCAUGGACUAGACACAGCAAAAUCAGUUGGAGUGCUUAUGGUGUAUCCUGCAGUGGACAGUGUGUUCCAGAAUGCUGUGAUGACCAUAGCUGACUUAUUGCAAAGUCAUAGAGAGCUGAAUGUAAUCAUUGACAUGUGGCAGAGAGGCAGUUUAGCGGAACAGGGCCCGCUCCGGUGGCUUAACACACAAGUGGGUUGUGCUGAGAAAGUUCUCAUCAUCUUGCCUCCUCAAUACGCUGAGUUCCGCAAUGACACAGCCUGCUUGAAUUCCAACAUGGCAUCAGUCAUAACAGAUUACACUGUUCCAGCAUCUGCCUGUGAACUUUUCUCAUUGGCACUAAACCUGGUUGCUAGCUGUGCCCAUGAUCCCCAGCAGUACCAUAAGUUCUUGGUGGUGCACCUGGAGCAUGGUAGGCACAGAAGCACAAUACCAGUGGAGCUCAGAGGCUGCAAGGCCAUUAUUCUACCCAGAGAUCUGGAGAAACUGUAUCAACUGUCCACUAAGCAAGGAGUAACAAUCUCAAGAUGUAGGUCUGAACCAUACUGCUGUAAAGAAACAACUCAGAAGGUCAGAGAUGCUGUGCAGCAGUUGGACAAAAGAAAUGGUUUGUCUUACCAAGGCAGAAAGCAAGCCCCAAAGUAGUAAUUACCUCUCUGGUGUUCAGAUCUUGUGAUAAAGGCCAGAUUAACUGUUUUUCCUUUCAGAUUCUUUUAUUGCUUUUUCCUGAGGGUAUACAUUUAAGAAAAUUGUUAAAUAUAUUCCACAAUUUGAAAUACCAGGAAGGAAUAGAAACGUGACUAACCCCUAACCCCUUAUCUUGUAACAUGACUGCUUGAAUGACAGUAGAAAUUAAAAAUAAAAAUCCCCUUUAUUAUUUUUUAUUAUUUUAUACUUAGAGUGAUGGAUUCUAUAUUCUGAUUUACUUUGUGUCAUAUUUUUACACUUUAUUUCAAAUGAUUUUUUCUUUGAACUUUUUUCAGCUUGGGACAACUGCUGACAGAACUUAGUAUCUAUAGCUCAGAUCUGUGUAACUUAAGCUAUAUGAUAGUGCUGACAUUGAUAAGCUAAAUAGUUUAUCUGAGUUCUCAGAGGUUCAUGAUUGGCAGAAUUUGAUAACAUGCAGGUCACAUCCUUGAUGUCAAGGGAAAAAAAAACAGGAUACCACAUAGUAAGCAGGCUUCACAUUUUGUACAGAUGAUAAAAUCUAAGACCAGUUCUUUUCUUUCCUUUUAUUAUAUUUGUAUGUUCUUUUUUAAAAACAAUGGUGAAAUAAAAUGGCGUGGUCUACACAUUACACGGUUUUGCAAUUACCUUAGCAAAUAAUACAUACAGCAACAAGUACAAUUAUCCAUUCUCCUACAUCACAAACUCACACACUCUUUCACCAUACAAAGGCUGCUCUUUCACGGAGCAUGCGUGCACCAAAUCUCUGCCAUUCUCCCUGGUGGAUCCACAACUCCUGGGUGG